Molecule: messenger RNA, 7238 nt
Organism: Athene cunicularia (burrowing owl)
Lineage: Eukaryota; Metazoa; Chordata; Aves; Strigiformes; Strigidae
Gene: FAM234A
Product: family with sequence similarity 234 member A
Exons: 12
Coding region: 2931-4589 (552 amino acids)
Source: RefSeq, a predicted model, not a curated record
UUUCCGGGGAGGGAAACUGGCUGCCGGAGUGUCCGCGCUGCCCGGGCGCAGCAGCCGGCUCCGGCAAGGCGGGCACGGGGUGGUGCAAGCGGAGCUGCCGCGCACCAGCCGCUCCGCCGGCGGGACCCGCGUGUAGCCAGAGCGGGAGAAAGCAGCGAAGGGUUCGGUGAAGGUGGGGGCCGGCGGCAGGGCUGGUCCCCUGCGGCCUCUGCGCUGGCGGCAGCCUGAGCCGGGCUGGGGUGCAGCGCUGCUCGUACUUGGAACACCGCAGCAGUUCAACGCUGCUGCACUUCAGCCAGCCUUGGUGCCCGUCCCCGUGAUCGGAGGGCUCAAGAAGUUGCCCAAAACCAUAUCAAGAAGCCUGGGAAAGAAUUUAAUCCCUUGUGCAAAAGCCUGGGACUCUGCCGGGGUAGCUUGUUGCUCUAAUCCUCCGUUUGAUCCGAGCUCGUUUAUCCCGUAUGGUUGGCAGGCUGCGUAGGAGUCCUGGGGAGACGCUUACGCAGCACUUGUGAGUGCGGGUCUGUAUCUCAAUCCAAUAGAAAUUCAAGAAAUGCCUCACCUCUACAGAGCUUGUCACACAGCCUUCAGCACUCUUCCUGGAAAGGGUUCAAAUUCAUGUUUCUCUUCUCCUCAGCAUGACAAGCCCAGUCUGCAGGCAUAAAUUAGAGCGUUUCUUGCAGAAAGAAAAAUACUUAAAUGUGUUAAAUUGUCAUCGCAUUUCCACCCUUUUUUCCUUAUUUUGGAAGGCAAAAACCUCAUACCUAACUGCUAGGAGUCAGAGGGUCAGCCUGCUCUGGCAGGAAGGGAAGGCUCAGUGUGACUGGAGCCAGUGCCGGGGCAGAACUGGGCCCCGUUUGAGGGGCUGCCUGUGGAGGCUGGCAGCCGAAAGGAUCUGCAGGGCUGGGUGUUGGCCGUGUGGGUGGAUUGGCCUGUGAAUGAGCUUUCCUCUGUGUACAUGUGUAAGAGAGGAAAAGAAAAAUUCUAUUUUUUGGGGGAGAAAAGAGGUUUCACUUGGAGAUAGCUGACAAGGACAACAGCAGCUGGAGGAAGGCUGUGGUUUCAGUGCUGCUGUAAACCUUGCUGGGCUGAGCAGGAGGGACCCAGCAGGCAGCACAGAAUUUGUGACCUGAGUGGUAAAUGGAGAUCUGCGGAACAGGUGCUUGGCUUAAAAAAUGUACUUUUAAUGUCAUUUUAAUAAACUUUUGUGAAAUAAGCCUCUUCUAAAGGGUUUUCGUGUGCGGAGAUCUCCCCAGAGUCCCUAUUGUGUUAAAUGUCUGGCAGUGCAGAGGUGUUGCGGUGCUUCUGACGCCAGCAGGGGAGCCCCGUGGAUGAGGGAUUCUCUGACAGGAGAAAUUGAAACAGCUUGCUAACUACUACUCUUGGGGUUGAUGCAAGGGAUCUGCAACAGUCACUGCGGGUGAGUGGCUUGGAUCCAGCGAAGCUUCUAAGUUCUGGGAUGAUAAAUGACACGUGUUUCUGGUGCUCAGUUGUUAUUGCUGGCCUAACCUAUAAUCAGUUCCACACGGCUUUGCAGCUUUAAUGCUGUUCUUCAUCUUAGCCUUUUGCUCUUCCUAAUGGUCUCGGGAAAAGUACUGGAUCGUGUUUUGCUCUUCGCUAAACAGAUGUGAGUUUCUCUACUUGAACCCCUGACUGUAGAGAAAACUGGGAAAGGGGACUUCUCUCCUGCAGAUGACAGACGUAUCACGUUCUGAGGUGGUGUUUGAUUGUGUUCUGGAGGAGCUUCUAAUUCACUUGCUGUGAAUGCUCUGUGGCACAUGCUGGCUCUGCACCAGAGGGUUAAGUGUCAUUUAAGAAGAACCUGCUAUUUUGAAGAGACCUGUAUUAAGAGAGGCAAAAUAGCAAGGGGGAGGAGAGGGGAAAGGGCAGGUGGAGCAGCAGAUUGUGAGUGUUUCUCUGAGCUGGGUGUCUUUGUUUUCUUUCGUGUAAUCUGGGUUACAAACCGUGUCCUUACAAAGGCUGCAGGGACACGAGCAGGAGCAGAACCUCCCCACCAGCCCGUGGCUGUGACUUUCUUUCGAGAAAGAGUUAUGAGCUGCAGAUGACCGAGCAAAAUUAUGAGCUUGUGUACAGCGUGCAGUCUGAGUGUAUUUGGAAAGGAAAAUCUCAUGGGGGGGAAAUCUUACGUGUUAUUUUUUCUUGGCUGGCCCCAGACGUAAAUGGGACUGCAGAAAAGGGAAGAGGUGACCCAGUAAUCUCUUAAUGUUGCAGCAGGUGACUGGCUGGUGAGUUUGCUGCAGUGCUGUGCUGCCCAUGGGAUCAAAACUGAACAGUCUGCUCGUGGAAGGCAGUCAUGAAGGAAACAUUGCCUCAUGUUCAGAGCAAAACUUGGAAGCUGUUUUGUCAUCACGAAUUCCAGCUUGGGGCUUCAACAAUUUCUGGCUGACAGGAAGGAAACCUGUAAGGUGCUUAAAACAAACAAACAAAAGAACCAAAACAGCCAAAUGCUGUGUUUGGGUUCCUAAAAUGGCCAAUCAGAAUGGGAUUUUAUCUUUCUGUGAAGGAUAUAAAUGUGUUGAACAUCAAAUCUAAGUUACAAGCUAUUGCUAGAAUUUUUCCAGGAAGAACUGAUGUCUGGUGAGAUUACAAAUGCUGUGGUUUGGUAUUUUAUGGGUGGAAAAUGAGUUAAACCUUCCAUCACACUGAUUAAUUAAAUGGAUACUGUUACCAGUUUUCAUACCUCUGACUGUAUGCUGUUCUCUGUGCUUGUCAGGCAGUUCUAGGUGGCUGGUAGUGAUAGUUUGUCUCUUGGAUUUAGCUGUGACUCGGCACUAACCUCCUGCUGCACAAGUUUCAUUGCUUCGGUUCAGAUCAGAUCUAUAAAUCUGCGCUGUAGCUUCAGAAGAGGAAAGUCAGUCCCCCAUGAAGGUGAAGAGGGAGAAGGGCGUCUGAAUACGGAUGAAUGAGCUGCGAUGGAUAACAAAGACUCAGAAGCUGAGAUCCACCCUCUGAAGACUGAGGACGCGAAAGCUCAGGAGAACCAUGAAAACUCUGUGGAGAGAAGAAUUAUCAUCAAGCAGUCAUCGCGACUGUCUCGGCUGUCCCGCUGGCGCACUGCUGCCUUCUUCAUCUCGUUAUUUCUGUGUUUGAUAAUUGUGUUUGCUUUCUCGUUUAUCAUUCCUUGCCCAGAAAGGCCAGUUUCAGAAAGAACAUGGUUCCGAAACUACGACAGUGCAGUGGCCUACCAGUUUCUCGCUAUAGAAGAUGUGAAUGAAGACAAAGUGCAAGAUGUCCUCUUUGCUUUCAAAGCUAGCAACAGCAGCAGCAGCUUCAACAGAUCCUGUCUGGAUGAAGGUCUGCCUUCUCCAUGUGCCUUUGUUGCUGCUGUGUCUGGCACGAACGGCAGAGCGCUCUGGGAGAGGCCUGCUGCCGAGGAGAUUGAGUGGAUGGAGUGUGACAUCAAGCAGCUCGGGGAGGCGGAGGUCCCAGGCUGCCUGGUCAUGGGGAAGCCGGUGUCUCUUACGACAGUCGCCCUGCGGACAGGGGAAGUUCUGUGGAGACAGUCCAGUGACUUUGGAGCUAAUUAUACCGUGCUGACUCCUGUGGCCGUGAUUCCAGAUGUGGAUAGUGACGGAGUUCAGGACCUGAUAAUCUUUAUUGCUACAGGAGAUAAGAUUAAGACCUUCAUCCAUUCAGGAAAAGAUGGCAGACAGAUCGGCUCCGCCGGAAGCCUGAACGUGGAUGGGAAAGCUCGCUAUGUCAGGCUGAACCUGGACUCCUCCUCUUACUUCCUUUUCUAUACAGAAAACUCUCUCUAUGCAUAUUCCCUGAAAGAUCUCUACAGUGCAGCAACUGGGAUGGAAAUUAAGCUUCCCAGCCUUGGGCAAGAUUCUCAGUGGGAGAAGAACAUUGACCACACCACGCACCGAUUAUCCCUUCUCAGCUCUGGAGACAUUCGUUACCUGGCAAAAAUUCCUGGGCGAUCACGAGAGAACAUCUUGGUUGUGAAGUCAGAGAUGGCUACGCUGAUCAAUGCACAAAACCUUCAGACUUUGUGGACCCUCAACACCUCUCGUGUUGUGAGUGAACCACUGCUUGGUUACUACAAACCUGACGUUCUUGGUAUUGUCCUUGAGACUGAAAUUGGACCCAACAUGAAGAAGGUUAUGAUUGUUGAGAGUGGAUCUGGAGCAGUCCAGUGGGACCUGAAACUGAACUCGAGAGCAGAGAGCCCUGGGCCUGCCACACUUUCUACUGCUGAUCACCGGUCUGCCUUCCUCCUCUGGGGUGACUACCAGGUGCCAGGAAACGAAACGAGAUCCAGAGCUCCUCUCCAGAAGCUGUAUCUUUUCCAUCCUUCCUACACUAAUGUCCUGUUGGAGCUCCGCAACAGCACAGACCAAAUAAUUGCCUUCAAUGCCACGCUGUUUGAGCGGAGCCGUCACGCCUGCUACGUGCUGCUGAGGGGGCCUCGGCCCAGCGAGGAGGCAGGGCCGGUGUCCCUGAUGAAGCGUAAGCUGAAGGAGGAUGUCUCAGAGAGCAGGGUGGUCUGGCUGAGCCGGGGGGCUGCGGACAGCGAGCAGUACAUCCGCGAUCGCCUCUACAGGAUGCGCUUCCAGAGCCGGGCGUGAGCUUGCCGAGGGAGAGGGAGAGGCUGCCCUGGGCCAGGCGCCUCCGAGCGGCCUCUCUGCAGCCGUGCCCUUAGCAAGCCCAGAUCACGGAUCCAAGUGGGAAGCUGCCUCUCUCGAUCCGCAAAGCAAAGCGUGGCUGGCAGGGAAGCACCUCCCGUGUCUGGGGAUGCCCAGGCUGCAGGGGCAGCAGCCAGUGCAUCUGUCCUCGGAGCUGAUGGGACUUCAGUGCUCGGCCAGCACUGAAGUGUCGUCAGCUCGGGGGAAGAGGGCUUUCCCCUGGAUCCUUCCGAGUCCACAGAACUGUGCUGACUCAGCCUGUGUCUGGAGGAAAACACAUGCUUGCUGGGGAUGCCGGAGUCGAUUAUUUCUUGGGUGCUUGCGUGAGACGUGGAGCUUUGAUGUGUGGUGUUAGGUUUCCUUUCUGAGUCAGCUCUCCUGGCUGUGGGAGAGGUGCCUGACUGCAGGUUGAUUUGCAGUCACCCUCUCCUGGAUUUGGGCCCCUGCUUUGGUAGUCGUGGGGGGUGUGUGGUGCUAGACCCCAGCCAUGGCUGAUGUCUAGCUAGGUGUCGCCUGGGCCAGCAAAAACACAGGUUAAAGUGUCAUUCUACUUAGAAAAUGGCCUUUUCUCCUAAGAACAGCCCCACGUGCCCCACUCUGCAGUCACAAGCCUACCUGUGUCUGUCUCCCCUGCUUCUUCCUUCCCAGCCAGGCUGUGCAGCGUUGGUGGCACAGAAAGGGAGCUGGUCUCCCACAUGCAUCAGGGUUCCUCCCUGUCCCCAAUCUGGUUAUAAGGGAUACGAAAACUACCCUGAGCCCAGGCUGGCUGGUCCCUGCCAGUACAGACACCACCUCUCCUGCUGGUUUUGAGGUGCCAGAGGAUCUAGGACAUUCUUUCAGAGUAGAAUUGCACUUUAACCUUUCCUGGAAGCUGGGCUUGCUGCUCGGGGGAGCCCUGUGGCAGUGCCAGCUGCCCUGCAGAUACUCGUUCAGCCUUGCAGCUGCUGAGAAGCCUUCUCCAAGCACCGUCCCCUCUGCCAGGAGGUGGGCAGGCUGUAGGACAGGCGUGAGCCACGCAGGGAAACAACACAAGCUCUCUUUGCAGCACAGCUCCAGCGAGAGCCCCGUGCUGCCUCCCUGCCAUCCCUUGGGAUCGCAGCGAUGUUGGGUGAGGAUCUGCAGGGGCUGUUCUCUCUGCCCAGCCUGGUAGCGCGAGGGAUCGGGGCAGGUUGCUGCAGGAAGACGACGUCUCCCCUGGAGACUUCUGUGGCGUGGUGUGUUUGUUCUGCCCUGCUUCUUGGUGGGCACCGGUGCAGACUGUAGAAACGAGGUGCAGAGCCUGGGAAACGGGUUGAAUAUUGUGCUUAGUCCUGAAAGCUGCAGUCCCCACGCCGGCCACUCAGACACGAGCCCUGUGCGUACGCUGCCGGGCGUCCAUCUGACUGGUGAGAGGAAGAUGGGCAGAAAACACCCUAAAAAUAACCUCCAUCAAGUUUUGUGGUGCUGGAGAGGGUUUGGCCGAUGCCUCCCUCCUUUGCCUAGUCUCAGAUCAGGGGGUGUGUAAAAAUAACGUAGGAUGAGAACCUUACACCAGGUUGUGUAGGGUCAGGCAUCGGUUCUUGUGGCAACUGCUGAGCUUUAACCUGCUGCAGGGCAGCUGCUGGCUCAAGCAGCUGGAGUCAGGCAGGCUUGUGCGCACAGCUUCAGCUCGCCCACUCUCACAGCAAAAUGAGGCGCAGCAUCAGCAGUCUGCCUGCACGCUUGCCCCCCGCUUCCAGCUGGCCGUGAGUUGCCCCGUGACCUGUAGCUGGGGCAGUCGGGGGAGCCGUGUAGGGUGAGUGCUGCUGGCCUCUGCAGAGCUGAGCUGCAGAGGGGGGCAUCCAGGCAGCGCAGGAAGCUGGGAAUUCUCCCAGGAGAGCACUCCAGCACCCCCAAAGCACCCUGCACUCAAAAUGGUGGGGUUACCCCUCUGUUCCUCUCUCUCCGGGCUGUUUCCUGAGGGACUGGGGGGGUGCAGGGAGGCUCCCCUGCUGUGUCCCCCUAGCUUAAGUCACCUCAGCGUGGUGAAGACCUGAAGCCCCACGAGCCCCCGUGCUAGUCUCACUGAGUGUUGGAUGUGGAUUGUAUCCCACUGAAAUUUCCCUGGCAGGGAGCGAGGUGCCCGGGCUGUAUCUCGCUGCUGUCACGCUGUCUCAGCACUCCUCCUCCUCCGAUCCCUACCCAGGCCUGACCUUUCCCACAGGCACACUGAAUGUUCUUUCAGGAGAGCUGGAUUUUUGGCUUUGGGGGGCUUUUCUGGCUUUAAGUUGUCCAUUAACGUUUCCAGAUACUUUGGAAACACAGAUUUUUCCCUGUGGCAGCUCAACUAAAUGCAUCAGUGCCAAACCAGCACCUUCUUAACAAACCAAGUAAUUUUUCCAGCUUAUUUCUCUGUGUAAUUGGUUUUUUUUGCAGUAUUUAAUGAAUGACUUUGUGCCUUGAUUCAAUAACUCAGAUGGGUGAUGAUGGCAUAUAUCACUGUGUUAUGUAUUAGUGUGUUUUUUAACACUAAGACUGUUUGGUUUGGUUCUUUAACUUAUUGCAAAUUGUGCCCUCUAGGACUUGGUCUAACCGGAAUGGUUUCAAUAAAUCCUCUUUUGCAUUGUUUGUAAA